GAUGGGAUUGGCAAAUCGACACUAGAAAGAGGCCAAAACCAGAUUCUACUCAACGACGGCGUUUGUCUUAUAACUUCGUACUUUUUAAUUGGAGCCCUAAGAUUCAAUUUUGGCGCGUUGAUUUUGUUGAUUUUCUUUAUAGAAUUUAGAAGCAUAUAUCUUUGCGGGCAAAUAAAAAUUUCAAUUCAGCCAUUCAAUGAAAAAAAAAAGAAGAAAAAAGAACGUCUCUUUUUGAAACCCAUAAUUUAUCGGAUCUAAAGCGCCGCUGAGUUAGUUCUUAUGAAAUGGGAGGAAACGAUGUGUCGUCUGAUCAAGUUAUUAAAAAACUUAUUGAAAUGGGAUUUGAGCAUUCUAAUGCCAUAGAAGCUGUAAAAGCUGUAGGACCGUCAGUUGAUGAUGCGGUUGAGUAUGUUUUGAAUGGUUGUGGUAGGAAUCCUCUCAGUGGAACAGCUAGUUUUCAAUGUUCUUCAAGGGAUUUAAAGAGUCUUGGUAAGAGGGUUAUGACAUCUUCACAAUCAAACGGUGAAAUCCGGCAGUCUAGGAUAUGGGAACAUUUUCAACCCACAAGUAAACCUAAGCGAAGCAGAGGUAAUGAUGUAUCUGAUGGGGUCAUGUCUGGAUCCAAGGUGUUGCCUAGUCCUGUGGAAGAACACAAGGAACCAAUUCUGCUUAUAGAUAAUCAGUUUGAAAACGUGGCAGAACCUUCCCAAGUUUGCUGUUCUGAGGAGCUGAAUAUUGGAACAAAUUGGGAGUCGAAGGUUAACGGUUUAUUAAGAAAGCAUUUUGGUUAUUCAUCCUUGAAGAGUUUCCAGAAGGAAGCCUUGGCUGCUUUGCUUGCUCACGAAGACUGUCUUGUUCUUGCUGCAACAGGAUCUGGAAAGUCUCUCUGUUUCCAGAUUCCGGCAUUAUUAACAGGAAAGGUUGUAGUUGUGGUUUCUCCUUUGAUAAGCUUGAUGCACGAUCAAUGCUUAAAAUUAUCAAAACAUGGGGUCUCUGCUUGUUUUCUUGGAUCUGGACAACCAGACAGCAGUGUGGAGCAGAAAGCGAUGAGAGGAAUGUAUAGUAUUAUAUAUGUUUGUCCAGAAACAAUUCUGAGACUAAUAAAACCUCUUCAGAGGCUGGCAGAAAGUCGUGGAAUCACAUUGUUUGCAAUUGAUGAAGCCCAUUGUAUAUCUAAGUGGGGCCAUGAUUUUCGGCCUGACUAUCGGCGAUUGUCUGUUUUGCGAGAGAAUUUCAGUGCCAGAAAUUUAAAAUUCUUGAAGUAUGACAUUCCAAUUAUGGCAUUGACUGCUACUGCAACAGUUCAGGUUCGGCAAGACAUUCUUGAUUCUUUGUGCAUGUCAAAGGAGAGAAAGACUGUGGUCACUUCAUUCUUCCGUCCAAAUUUGCGAUUCUCAGUGAAACACAGUAGAAAAUCAGUGUCUUCAUAUAGCACAGAUUUCUGUCAACUUAUAGAUGUUUAUGCCAGAAAGAAAAAGGUUGAUGGAAUGAAACAACCUCUAGUCUCUCAUGAAUCUCAUUGCCCUUCUGAUUCAGAUAAAGUUUCUGGAAGUGGGUUUAAUGACAUUCAAAACAGUGACAUUGAAGAAAGUAAUGCUGAGAGUUCAGAAAAGGAAAAUGGUUCAAUUCCUUCAAGGGGAAGGCAAAUGUCAGUUGAGUAUUUAGAAAAUGAGGUUGAUGUCUUUCAGAGUGCGGAAGAUUGGGAUGUUGCCUAUGGUGAAUUUUCUGGACAAGUUCAUUGCGAAGAAUGGAAUUCACAUGGGUCAAUGGAGACAAUAGAUCCACCAAAUAAACCAGAAGAAAGACUGAGGCUUCUGCAAGAGCCAUUGGAACAAGGACCGACCAUCAUAUAUGUUCCCACAAGAAAGGAAACACUGAGCAUUGCGAAGUAUCUCUGCGAAUUUGGAGUAAAGGCUGCCGCUUAUAAUGCAGCGUUGCCAAAAUCACAUUUAAGGCAGGUUCACAAGGAAUUUCAUGAAGACUCCCUGCAGGUUGUUGUUGCGACAAUGGCUUUUGGAAUGGGGAUUGACAAAUUAAAUGUCCGAAGAAUCAUACAUUAUGGUUGGCCACAGAGUUUGGAAGCAUAUUAUCAAGAAGCUGGUCGAGCUGGAAGGGAUGGAAAAUUAGCAGAUUGCAUUUUAUAUGUGAACUUAUCAAGAAUGCCAACACUUCUGCCUAGUAAAAGAAGUGAAGAUCAGGCAAAACGAGCUUAUAAAAUGUUAUCAGAUUUCUUCAGAUAUGGAAUGAAUACUUCUUGCUGUCGAGCCAAAAUCCUUGUUGAGUACUUUGGGGAGGAUUUCGGUGAUAAGAAGUGCCUCUUGUGUGACGUUUGUGUUGAUGGACCUCCUAAGAUGCUGGAUUUGAAAGAGGAGGCAAACAUUUUGAUGCAAAUGAUUGCUGCUCGUUACGCAGAGAGCAGUUUCAUGGACUGCUCAUAUGAUGAUUCUCUGUGUAGUGUUACUGAACGGCAAAAAUUCCUAGUGAAGCCAAACCUUAGAGCUUUUGUUAAUAAAAUAAGGGAGCAGUCUCAAAAAUUCAUAACCACUGAUCUGCUAUGGUGGAAAGGUCUUGCUCGAAUCAUGGAAGCUAAAGGAUAUAUCAGAGAGGGGGAUGAUAAGAUCCAUGUUCAGAUAAAAUUUCCGGAACCAACAAAAAGGGGACUGGAAUUUCUUCAGUUUGAGAGUGAUAAGGGUUUCCAUGUUUACCCAGAAGCAGAUAUGCUUUACUCAAUGAGAAAACCGAGAGCUUAUUCCAGUUUCUCCGAUUGGGGAAAGGGCUGGGCUAAUCCUGAGAUCCGUCGUCAGCGUUUAGACAAAAUUCAGUCUUCAAACAGGAAACCACGAAAGCCAAGAAUAAGGAAAUCAAGAAAACAUUUCUCGGAUACUAGUACUUCUCGGGGUAGAAUAUCUGCAAAAAUCUCGCAAAAGAAGUGAGCUAGCAUAUUUAUUCCUUUCAUUUUCCCAGUUAGGAUGGUUAAAGUUUAGAGAUUUAAACCAUUUCAUGAAGCAAACCAUGGAGGAAGAGUAACACAAAAGCAACCAAGAACUUGUUAAUGGAAAGAAGCAAGGAAUCUCCACCCUUUACAUAAACAAGACUUUCAUUUCCCAUUCUCCAAAUAAACAGAAGCUUAUUGAUGGACUAUGUUCGGAUAAUUUUCGCGGUUAUCGGCUUUUCCACUUCGUUCAUUUUCGUCCUACCGAGUUUGAAGAAAUGGCAAAGGCAGCAAGUUUCGAUAGAGAAGCUAAGGAUCAUUAGCCAGGCAUUGGAACAUGCUGAAGAAAGAGUUGUGAGGUUCCAAGAAAGGCAUGAUCGUAUACUUGGCCAAAUAUGUUCGUAUUACAUGGUUAAUCAAGACCUUGAGGACGCCUUGGCCGGUGCUCGAGCUGCCAUGAACGAGGCUUUGGAGUUCGCUGUUGGGCUGAGGAAGAUGCAAUUGCAGAUUUUGAGGUCCUUAACUGAAGUUGAUGCUUUUCAUGUUGGAUAGAUGACAAUUGAGAACUACUAAUUAAGAGAAUUAAAGUAAUUUUCGUUUUACCUUUUUUUAAUUCUCUAUAAAAUUUUAAGUUUUUUUAUAUAAUAA
Messenger RNA from Gossypium arboreum, 3580 nucleotides. Its product is annotated as ATP-dependent DNA helicase Q-like SIM. The record is from RefSeq and is a predicted model, not a curated record. The transcript has 16 exons. The coding region runs from base 285 to 2933 and encodes 882 amino acids. Gene Ontology annotation, molecular function: 3'-5' DNA helicase activity; ATP binding; protein binding. Gene Ontology annotation, cellular component: cytoplasm; nucleus; chromosome. Gene Ontology annotation, biological process: double-strand break repair via homologous recombination. Lineage: Eukaryota; Viridiplantae; Streptophyta; Magnoliopsida; Malvales; Malvaceae.